Merops nubicus (carmine bee-eater) is the source of this 1563-nucleotide messenger RNA. It is a transcript of the gene DEK, whose product is annotated as DEK proto-oncogene. The transcript is spliced from 10 exons. Gene Ontology annotation, molecular function: DNA binding; histone binding. The record is from RefSeq and is a predicted model, not a curated record. Gene Ontology annotation, cellular component: nucleus. Bases 5 to 1108 code for a protein of 367 amino acids. Gene Ontology annotation, biological process: chromatin organization; regulation of double-strand break repair. Lineage: Eukaryota; Metazoa; Chordata; Aves; Coraciiformes; Meropidae.
CACCAUGUCUUCUGUCACUUCAUCAAAAGAAGAUACAAUGUCAUCUGAAAAAGCAGAUGAGAAACCACCUGAAACUGAAAACAAAGCCGAGGAAAGCGAUGAAGAUGAAGAAGAGGAAGAGGAGGAAGAAAAGGAAAAGAGUCUCAUUGUUGAAGGAAAAAGGGAGAAAAAGAAGGUAGAUCGACUGACCAUGCAAGUGUCCUCCUUACAAAAGGAACCUUUUACAAUUACACCAGGAAAAGGACAAAAACUCUGUGAGAUUGAAAGGAUACAAUUCUUUCUGAGUAAAAAGAAGACAGAUGAACUUAGGAACCUGCACAAACUCCUCUACAACAGGCCAGGCACUGUUGCUUCCCUGAAGAAGAAUGUGGGUCAGUUCAGCGGGUUCCCGUUUGAAAAAGGAAGUGACCAAUACAAAAAGAAGGAAGAAAUGUUAAAAAAAUUUAGAAAUGCAAUGUUGAAAAAUAUCUGUGAAGUUCUGGACUUGGAAAGAUCAGGAGUUAAUAGUGAGCUGGUAACCCGAAUCUUAAACUUCUUAAUGCACCCCAAAUCUUCAGGCAAGCCACUGCCAAAGUCCAAAAAAACACCAAGCAAAGGUGGCAAAAAAGAACGGAGUAGCAGUGGGACUACAAGAAAAGCAAAACGCACCAAGUGCCCAGAGAUCUUGUCAGAUGAGUCCAGUAGUGAAGAAGAUGAAAAGAAGGGAAAGGAUGACUCUUCAGAAGAGAAAGAAAGUGAAGAUGAGCCCCCUAGAAGAGCAUCUAAAAGAGAAAAAUCUAGAAAGACAACUUCUAAAACCAAGAAAGCUGUAAAGAGUGCAAACGUCAAGAAGGCAGAUAGCAGCACUACUAAAAAAAACCAGAACACCUCUAGAAAAGAAAGCGAGUCUGAAGAUAGUUCAGAUGAUGAACCUUUAAUUAAAAAGCUGAAGAAACCACCUACAGAUGAAGAACUUAAGGAGACUGUCAAGAACUUGUUGGCUAAUGCAAACUUGGAGGAGGUCACAAUGAAACAAAUUUGCAAGACGGUGUAUGAAAACUACCCUAGUUAUGAUUUAUCUGACAGGAAAGACUUCAUUAAAAAAACAGUCAAAGAGUUGAUCUCAUGAUCUGGUUUGACUCUGGGAAAUGAAGAUUCCUGGUUUUCUGUUCCCAUGGAUUUGAAGAUCUGAUAGGCACCAGCAAAAGGAAUGUGUCUUACCUUGUGGUCUUUAGUCAGAGCUGAUUCUGCUGAUCUAAUAUUAAGAGUGUUGAUGUAAAUUGCUUUGUGUAUCUCUUUUUUUAAAGAAAACAAAACUGCAUUUGAUGCAGUUUUUAGUUGAACAUAGUUAAGUUUCAUGCAUGGCAAUAAAUGUUCCAUUUUUUUAUAGUUUUUGUACAUUUUGAAUUGCUUUGUAUAACUAGAUUCAUUAGAACCAUGGUAGCUUUUUAGUGUGGAGGACUAGCUUGCAGGGGAUUUUAAAAUCAAGUAAGAUGAAAGCUGCUUAUCUGCACGUAUACAUGCAGAGACUGGAAUAUUGCAGUAUUGGUUAUAAAGAUAUUUUGAAUACAUAUCCAUUCUGAA